AUGGCCGGAAAUAUUCAUCCCAGGGCGGCUUUGCUUGAUCACGGACGCUCAGGCGGUGAUUUUGCUGCCGGUCCUCCGCCAUCAACCCUAGCUGCCCAGCUCGUGGAGAACAUUUCAGCAUCAACCAAAUCAUCUAGGUCGGACGAGAACAGUGAGCUGAAGGGUUUCUUCGCUAUCAUCCAACGCGUCAAAGAUGAUCCCGCACUUCUCAAGACUCCUGAGGAGCGUGUUGAAAACAAUCACAUGCUCCUUUACGUCUACGCUCGCGUUGUCCUGGAUGGCAUUCGGUUGGACGAUCCAUUCCUCGACUGGGCCCAUGUACGCAUCGAGGGCAUCAAGGCAAUCAACUUUCUCAAAUUCACCAUCAAGGAGACACCAUUGGUGCUCAAACACAAAGUGAAUGGUCAAGAAUUCAUGUUUCGCGGCCAAGAACCUCUGUGGGUCUGGUUGCUCCCUCAGCUGUUGAGGCUUCUUGGUCAUCCACAAUGCGUCGAGCUUACGGAGGGCAUUGAAGGUUUUCUUCAAUACUUGAUACUCACUGUAGCGCAGACACGGAGCUUGUGGGACUUGGCUCCUGCUAUCAUGCUCUAUCUGCGCACCACAUUGUCUCGUCUCCUUGACUACCUACAGAAUCUCUCAAUUGUGCCUUCUUCAGAAGGAAUCCUCAGGGACCUAUCCCUUCCUCCAGACUUUGCCGUAAGCCGACACUUGGGCGACGAUUUAUCCCGUCUCAACCAACUCACCUACCGCGUCGAACGAAUGCCACAGGCUCUUCAACAGUGCCUAAGCCUCGGAGAUGCCUUAUCCUAUCCCCUACUAUCCGGUGAUGUAGCGUUUGACAUGGUUUCGUCGUUCUCGGAGAGUGUGGUAUGGUUGCUCGACGCUCUCGUGGACAUGCGGUCUCUCCAGAAGCGCUACGAAUCUGUAUUUCCGGGCUCGCCUCUUCAUAUCAUUCAGAAAACCCUACAGAUUGUACGAGCGUUGUCCAAUAAGAAGGGAGUUGGCGUUUCACUUCGCAAUAAGGCCGUCACACUCCUUGUCUUAUUUUGCGGCGAGAUGGCAUCAAGUCCUGACAGCUCGCCAAUGCUUGACUCCACUGACGAGGAGACUCGUCGCACGUAUUGCGUGGCGCUUGCUACAAUCGCAAAGGCAUGCAUCGGCGAUAGACCCCUUGGUCGGUUAGCAGUAUCCAAGCUUGUGGACGAAACUUCUCUGCUGUACCCAGAGAUGCCAGCAGAAACAGAUAUAUGGAGAACGACACAAACUCUGCGACAAGUCACCGCCGUUCCCCAGCCGAAACUGCUUGACAACGACUUGCAUCCUUCAAAGUUUCAGGACGAGUAUGUGCGUGAGGCGAUCGAAACGUUGUCAAUGACCUAUAAGGAACCUGAUGUCGACCCCGAGGACCGGACCAAACGGAGAAAAGUCUCAUCCCAAGAUCAUAGCGCCAUGUCUGUCCUAGUGAAUUCGAUUAGGGAGAGCUUGGGACUUUCAAGGGAAGAUGAUGAUAACUGGGCGAAUUUCGAACAACAAUACCUGGAUGCGUUCCCGACGGUCGAUGAAACGCACCAGUGCCUUGCCCUUGAUCUUUUGUCACGAAUUUGCUGUCUUGCUGACAGUGAGCCCGAAUCGUCCGAUGCUGUUGAAACAAAGGCCGCUGAUUUACAGUGCCCCGUUUGUGAGACGAAUUCAUGGCUAGGUCGUACAAUUUCCCACGAGGCCAUCCUUCAUAGGUCUCAGGUUGAAGCUCUCUUCACAAAGUUGGUCCGUUUGCCUUCCAUCGCCGAGUCUCGCCGUCCAAGAGUUGCUGCUAUGCUGGCGCUGAGAAGAGUGGUCCAACAUUGCGAUGAUACAGAACUGCUUAACUUGGAAACAUCCGCAUUGGGUCAGUGGUGUCUUCAGUCUCUGAACAGUUCUUUAAGGGAACUCCGCAUUGCUGCAGGGAGGGUCCUGGCAACCUUCUCUCUUGACAGACCUGAGCCAGUUUUUGCACGUAUGGUACUCCCGACUCGUCACCCAGGUAGAAAGGGCAUCGCCAAUCAGCCCCUUACUGAUCUCCAAGCCGACGCUGCUCACGGUAGUGCACGUUCGAGCGCGACGGAUGGGACGUCUCCGAUGAAGCGCCAGGAUUUGGUGCAUCGCAACAGGAAGAAUUCAAUUGCCUUUCUCAAGUCGCUAUCUGAGAAGAACCGUGCCAAUCUAACAGAGACAUUCAUCAUGGCAUGGGGCCAGUUGGGCACAGUCGUGUGCGAAGACGAACUUAACAUGGUCCUCAUCAAGCUCAUGGAAUACUUGGGAAGCAGCAACAACAUCGUCUCGGCAUUCGCCUUCAAUGAGCUGUUGAAUUUGUCAGAAGCCCGCGGAGUAACACCCCGCGGCCUCUUUGAGCCUUUCUGGCCAAAUCUGGCAUACAUGGCGACCAAGGAUAUGGUUCAUCGUCCGCAGAUGAGCCGUGUGAUCGCUGAGUUACUGCAGGUCUCGGUUAACGAGCUGCUUCUUGUCAUCCAGACACACGCGGUACCAUGGCUAGUGCUUGACAAGCAGAAAGAUGUGAUCCAGAAGAUUUCAGAGGCCCGGCAGGACCCAAGAGAUUGGAUGGUGGUGAUGGAUCCCCCAAACCUAGCUGCCACUCUUGCUCUAUUGUUGAUCCAAGAGACUGAAGACAUUACUGCCUUUGCAAAGUCGCGCUUGAACGAAAUAUCGACUCAUUUUCACACUGCGCCCAUCAUUGAGCUUCUCCAGACAGAACCUGUUCUCACUGUUAUGGAGUUGCUGAAGGUGGCGGGCGAGGCAGACGAAUCCAAGAAGGCACCCGUCCGAAAAGCCUUGAACACCAUCGCUUCAAUGAUUCUAGCAGAGAACAAGGACGCCAGGGCGAUGAAGAAAGGGGAGAAAACUCCUCGAUUCAUUCAAUCUCAUCUUCUUGGCCUUAUGGCUCGCCUCACAGAAGUCAUCAAUGAUCCGAAUCUUCCAUUCCAAGAACGUCGGCGAUACAUUCGGGCUAUGGAACAAAUGCUGUGCGUGAUCAAGGACUCGGCAAGAUUUGCCAGGCCACAGAUUGCCGCCUGUCUACUAUCUACGCUGGCACAGGACACUCUGAGGGAAGCCAGUUUCUCCUGUUGGGCGGCAAUGCUGAACUAUUUUGAUGAAGAGGACGUCGAGCAGCUGCUGGAGACCACGUUCUACGUGGUUACCCAAUAUUGGGACUCCUUGAACGAGUCAACAGCCCUGCUUGCCAAGGAGAUGCUCCAGACCACCGUCAAUCGUUACGACGGCAUGAUCGCGAGAUAUAUCCUCAAGCUACCCUCCCUUCGCCACAUUCCCGAGCUAAAGGACGUGGAGACGAAGCUGGAACAACACCGACCAGCAACUCCACUAGUUGAGGAAACCCUAGAAGCCUUCUCCCAGCGGAUCAAGCACGAAAACUCAGGUGUUGUCCUCCAAGCACUGACAGAACUGGUCUCAUACCUUCAAACCAACCAAAACGCACUGCAUGCUUCCGCCGCCAGUCAGCAAUCAGACGCUGUUGUUGCAGCGCUUAUGCGAUCCCUUCUUGACUGCGUCUGCACGUACAACAACCUUCCAGGGGAGAUUGCUCCGCUCUGUACCGAGGCGAUGGGCCUAAUUGGGUGUCUGGAUCCUAGCAAGAUCGAGACAGUGAGGGAACAGCGGUCCGUGGUUAUCUUGAAUAAUCUGGAGACGUCCGAAGAAACCACAGACUUCGUCCUUUUUCUGUUGGAGCAUGAACUUGUGCCUGCAUUCUUGUCUACUACUGACAAUAAGUUUCAAGGAUUCCUGUCAUUCGCCAUGCAAGAGCUGCUCAAUCGCUGCGACAUCACGGCCGCGUGCGCCAUGGAAGGCACCGGCAUGCUCGGUGGCAGCGAGAUUUAUCGGAAAUACAUUGCGAUGCCAGAAGCUGUUCGAGAAGUGGUGGCCCCUUUCUUGGGCUCCCGCUAUGUUGUUGCGCCAAUGGCCCCUUUGGAGGUUCAGUACCCGAUCUUCAGUCCCCCUAAACCACAUGCGACCACUCCCCCGAAGCCGUAUGCAACCUGGCUAAGAUUCAUCGUCUUGGAUCUUUUACGAAAGGGACAAACCCCUUUUGCAGAUAUGAUCUUUGAGCCCCUUGCGCGUGUCAUUCGCGUCAGAGACGUCAUUAUCGCAGAAUACCUUCUCCCACACUUGGUUCUGCAUCUCCUUUUAGGAUCCAGAAGUUCCAAGAAAGAAAAGGACGACGUCCUCGGCGAGUUACUCAACAUCCUGAAGCAUCAACCUGCAGAGAACGCCUCGUAUCAGGAGAAGGAGGAAAUGAAGCGAUUUUGCCAUGUCGUUUUCCGGGUUGUGGACUGCGCAAUGAGAUGGAUCCAGACCAAAAGAGCCGCAGGGCGCCUCACCGAGUCCGACAAGGAGAAGUUGACCCAGGUCCAAGAAGCUCUAGAUAUGAUACCCGCCGAGUUAAUAUCAGAAAGGGCCAUCGAUUGCAACGACUACGCCAGGGCUCUCUUUCACCUUGAGCAACAUGCCCAAAAGAUGGAACAGAGAAAAAGAAAGCCGGAUGAGCGCACUCGCCUUCUCCAGAAGCUCCAGGACAUCUACGCCAAUAUCGAUGAACCCGAUGGGCUGGACGGAAUAUCGGCCCAUCUUCAUGUUCUCGACAUCAACCAGCAGAUCCUGAGCCACCGCAAGGCCGGAAGAUGGACUGCGGUACAGAACUGGUAUGAAAUGCAACUAGCAGAAAGCCCCGACAACGUCGAUUUCCAGAUCGACUUGCUUCACUGCCUGAAACAGGCUGGCCAACACGAGGUCUUGUUGAAUCAUGUUGAGGGAAUGCAUACCGAUGUUUCGACAGACAACAAGAUCAUGCCUUAUGCUGUGGAGGCGGCAUGGGUGACGGGCAGGUGGCAAAGUCUGGCCAAGUUCAGCAAACGAUUCCAUGGCGAUGUCGUCGAGGACUUCAACAUAUCGGUCGCGACCAUUUUUACCAAGUUGAGGAACAAGAGUGACUUUUCCGAGUUGACUCUCCUCGUGAAUGACAUGAGGAGAAAGAUUUCGGCAUCAAUGAGCACCUCAUCUACUGCAUCGCUCCAGGCUUGUCACGAUCUUCUCCUCAAGGCUCACAUCCUCACCGACCUGGAGAUAAUCAUGGCUACGCCAACAGAAGACGAGGUGGCGCGUCAGAAGUCCAUGUCCCUUUUGGAUCGAAGACUUGAGGUCCUAGGUGCCUAUGUGAACGAUAAGCAGUACCUUCUUGGGAUCCGCCGAGCAGCUAUGGAACUCAGCCGGCCAGCAUUUACUGACCUUGACAUCUCGGGCCUGUGGCUGUCAAGCGCACGGCUUGCGAGAAAGACGAAUUCGUUACACCAGUCGUUCAACGCUGUUUUACACGCCUCCAAGCUCGGCGACGAUGGUGCGGCCAUUGAGAAUGCCAAGCUGCUCUGGAGAGAAGAUCAGCACCGCAAGGCGAUUCAGAUUCUCCAGGGAGCUAUCAAGAGCAACAAGUUCAUGACACAAACAGGAGCUUCAAAUAGCACCAGUUCCACCAAAUUGAGCCCGCAACAAAAACUGCUGACAGCGAGGGCUCAACUCCUCCUUGCCAAAUGGCUCGACAGCGCUGGUCAAACGCAUGCCGGAGCCUUGCGCGAGAAGUAUCAACAGCCGCCCAAAACGUACUCCACGUGGGAGAAAGGACACUACUACCUUGGUCGACACUACAAGAAGAUCCUUGAGGCCGAGAAACCGCUCAAGGUUGAUGACCAGAGCGACAACUACAUUACGGGCGAGGUUGCUAGGCUUGUCAUUGAAAACUAUGUGCGCUCGCUGAACUCGGGAACGAAGUAUCUCUACCAGACUCUCCCGAGGAUCUUGACCCUUUGGCUGGACCUGGGAGCACAGGUGGACAAGGCACCCGAAGGCAAAGUCUCACUGUCUCGUGAGCUUCAUCGGAGACGCGUGGAACAACUGAAUCUUUUGCACUCUUUCCUCGACAAGUAUAUUCACCGAUUACCAGCGUAUGUCUUUUACACGGCAUUGCCGCAGAUCGUCGCCCGUAUUGCGCACCAAAACCCGAACGUCUUCGAUCGACUCACACAUAUCAUUGUCAAGGUUGUCGAGGCUCACCCUCGGCAGGCGCUCUGGAGUCUGAUCGGCAUCAUGACAACCAGACAAGUGUCGGAACGAAAAGCGCGGGGCACUCAGAUCCUCCAAGCAUUAAGGAGCGUAUCCAAGAAGGUAGAAGGCUCGACAUAUGACCUGAAGUACCUACUGAGGAUGGGAGAGAAGCUAGCUGAACAGCUACUUCUGGCGUGUCAGAAUGGAGACUUCCAUGGCAACAAGACGGUCCACGCCAGUCUCACUCGAGACCUUCGAUUCAACCACAAAUGCACACCCUGCCCGUUGGUCGUGCCUGUCGAAGGCUCUCUGACGGCGACACUGCCAGCUGUAUCCGAAUACGUCAAGAAACACAAGGCAUUUUCGAGAGACGUGGUGACGAUUGGGUCCUUCCUGGAUGAUGUUUUGGUGCUUAGCUCGCUUGCCAAACCAAGACGACUCACGGCACGAGGCAGUGAUGGAAAGCUCUACAUGCUCCUCAUCAAGCCAAAGGAUGACCUGCGAACUGAUCAACGUCUGAUGGAGUUCAACGGGUUAAUCAAUCGAUCGUUGAAGCGAGACGCCGAAUCUAGUCGAAGGCAGCUCUACAUCCGAACGUACGCAGUCACACCUCUCAACGAAGAGUGCGGUAUCAUCGAGUGGGUGCCGGGAAUUAAAACCAUGCGAGACAUCCUCAUUGGGCUCUAUGCUUCACGGAAGAUCUAUCCUGAUUACACUGUUCUCAAGCAGCUGAUGGACGAAGCCUGUCUUUCAGAUGGCAAGACAAGAGUGUUUACAGAUGAAGUUCUCGGUCGGUUCCCACCAGUGCUUCAGCUGUGGUUCACACAGCAAUUCCCCAACCCAUCGGCUUGGUUCAGUGCCCGGUUGCGAUACACACGCUCAUGCGCCGUCAUGUCCAUGGUGGGCACGAUUCUCGGACUUGGUGACAGGCACGGCGAGAACGUCAACCUGGAAGAGGGCAAUGGAGGAGUCUUUCAUGUCGACUUCAACUGCCUGUUCGACAAAGGUCUCACGUUUGCCAAGCCCGAGCGUGUACCGUUUAGGCUCACUCACAACAUGGUGGCUGCCAUGGGCAUCUAUGGCUAUGAAGGGCCGUUCCGCAAGUCGUGUGAGCUAACUCUAAGUAUCCUCCGACAACAGGAAGAGACGCUCAUGACAAUUCUCGAGGCAUUCAUCUAUGACCCGACGUUGGAUCUGCAGAAGGAGAAGCGGACGCAUCGAAGGGGAGACGUAGGCGUCAAGCUGCAGCCGCAGAGUGUGGUAGACAGCAUCAAGCGCAAAGUCAAGGGAUUGCUCCCGCACGAGAGCAUUCCACUAGGAGUCGAAGGACAGGUGGAGGAGCUGAUCAAACAGGCUGUUGACCCUAGAAACUUAGCAGCCAUGUAUAUUGGGUGGUGCCCAUUUCUUUGA
This is a messenger RNA of Fusarium keratoplasticum, 7515 nucleotides long. RefSeq names its product Non-specific serine/threonine protein kinase. Bases 1 to 7515 code for a protein of 2504 amino acids. The transcript has 9 exons. The record is from RefSeq and is a predicted model, not a curated record. Gene Ontology annotation, biological process: DNA damage checkpoint signaling; protein phosphorylation; telomere maintenance. Gene Ontology annotation, cellular component: nucleus. Gene Ontology annotation, molecular function: protein binding; protein serine/threonine kinase activity. Lineage: Eukaryota; Fungi; Ascomycota; Sordariomycetes; Hypocreales; Nectriaceae.